This is a messenger RNA of Podarcis lilfordi (Lilford's wall lizard), 10193 nucleotides long. Lineage: Eukaryota; Metazoa; Chordata; Lepidosauria; Squamata; Lacertidae. The record is from the annotation of a GenBank genome assembly.
UGACGUCACUCGCCACCGCCUCGCGCCAUGAGGAGGCGGAGGACGUCGAGUGUCGCAGCUUCGUGAAAUAAAACAUUGCCGCCACCGCCUCGCUAUACCUGUCGGCGGCAGAGAACAUGUUUCCCAGGCGGGAGGUCCCUGCCGUCCCCCCCCUCCGGUUGGGCUGGGGGAGAGCCGCUAGGGCCCCUCCGCGCCGGCCAUAGGUGACCUGGACAGGGUCCCUCAGGUUCCUUUUGCUCCCUUUGCUCAGGUGCAUCGCCACCGUCGGACGGAGGUUUGGGCAGGGAAGCAUCGUUCUUCCGUUUCUGGCCCCUCCGUCCCUUUCUGCCCACUUAGAAUCGGAGGGAGGUGCGGUUUCCUUUGCUGUAAGUGGCAUCUUGCGACGCAAAGAACAAAAUUGUUGCACUCAUUGCUGUAUAUUGGUUUCGAAAAUGCUAAAAAGAAUACAGUAAUAUCCUGGAUGGGGUUGUGUGUCUGAAGUGGGCCUUGCCUUAAAAUGAAUGAAACACAGAGCUGUGGUUCUUGGGCAAUUACGGCAGUCGGAGACUAGUGGCGCCCCAUAAAAAAAGCCACUGUGAACGAGAUUACACCCAGCAGAACCUACUGCAAAGAAAAAAGCUAUUGCCAGUUCAGAGCAGCAGUGUAUAACAAGCAGUUUUGUAGCAUAAUGCCUUAAGUGGUGGUGCAAUUCAUCUCCAAAAAGCUACUGCAAGGGUGGUGGGGACCGUAAGAGAUGGAUUUUUAGCAUGAGCAGAUCUAGGCUCUUCUUUUAGGAACAUUAAGGUAAAGAGCUUUUCAGCUGUUCUUUCAGGCUCAAGAUCACUGAAAGCAAACAAGAGUGGUGCUUUGCCCUACUGCUCCACUCCAGAUCUUCUGUAACCUUCAAACCACAAAUACAACCCAAACAGGAAACUGGCGAGAUACAGAGUGAUACCAGCCUCCUGCCAACCUGCAUGAGUAGAGCCAUUAAUAAAGGCAAGAACAUAGAAGACAUAGAAACCUUCUCUUGAUUUUUCUUUCUCUGGUGCAGGACUAGGCGGCUGGAGGGAAAUGAACUGGAGAUUAUAUUACAGAGUCUUUGCAGGAAGGCAUGCACUUUGUGCUGAAAGUUUUCAGAGACCAAUAGGUAAGUAACAAUCUAAUACAGAAGAAUAUGAAUGAACUGGAAGGGGCAUAUCAGAUUUUGGAAGAGUUAGGAGAGCUAAGACCUGGAAUGGAAAAGCUUACAGGUACUCAGGGAGAUUGUUGGCAUAUUUAGUAUAAAUAGGAAAGUUGAAUAUAGGGAGGAUUCUUACAGUGCAUCAGACCAUUGGCUGAGUACUCUGACAGACAACUGCUCUCCAAGUUCUCAAGUUGACAGAGGCCUUGGCCCUGCUACGUGAGAUAACUAGAGAUGCCGGGGACAUUGUGCAUGGAAAACAUACAGUCUACCACUGAGCUAAGGUGUUUCCUCUAUGAACCAAUUUAGAGUAGGUAAUUUUUUACAUCUGUCUGUCUGUAGAACACUUUUAGCCUGCAAAAUGGUUUAUAACUCUCACAUCCUCCAAGGAGCCAUAUGAAGGAAGUGCAGUAAAAUGUAACCUCAGACUUUUGCAGUGUAUCCCUCUUUAUCCCCUUUUGUUGCAUAAAGUGUGAGUCUCCUUUGGAGCAAAACCCUGUUGCUUUGUCUAUACAACUGCAUGAGGAGAUACUUAAUAAUAAUUUAUGUUCUUCAGCAAAUACUAGUCAUAUAUAAUACAAGGCUGGGGAACCUUUCCCACUCUCCAGGGCUCCAUUUGCGGGGGGAGGAGUAGUCAAGGCCAUACACCUGUAGUGUUUGGGGCCAAGGCCAAAAGAAGGCAGGGUCAAAGCAUACAUAGACACUCACAUCCCAUUCACAAACCUACCACAUCCCAUUCACAAAUCUACAUACAGUGGUACCUUGGUUUAUGAACUUAAUCCGUUCCGGAAGUCCAUUCUUAAACCGAGGCGCGCUUUCCCUAAUGAGGCCUCCUGCCGCCAGUGCCCUUCCACCAUUCGGAUUCCGUUCUUAGACCGAGGUAAUGUUCACAAACCGCGACACUACUUCCGGUUUUGUGGUGUUCGUAAGCCGAAUCGUUUGUAAACAGGACUGUUCUUAAACCGAGGUACCACUGUACAUAACACGUGCACAUAUACACACUGUAUCAGGCUGCCAGUGUGGUGCCCUCUCUUCACCAGACAGGCUGGUCAAUGAUCAGGAAGCAUCAGAGUCAUAGUUCAACAACCUCUGAAGAGCACCACGUUCUGUUUGCAUGGCUUCUGUGCUACGUGCUGAGAAAGGGACUCUCCUUUCUCCAUGCUCAGCCCAGGAACUGCCAAUGGGGGAAGAAAGUAAUCUCUUCCUUCAGAAGCAGCUCAAUUAACUUUUGUGCUGCACAGUGUGAAAGGGACUCCUUUUCUCACUGUGCAGAAUAAAAAUGCACCACACUGCCCAUGAAGGAAGAACUGCUCAGCUCAGCUCAUGGGCAGCUCAGCAGCAGGACUCAGCCAUGUUCCCUCUUCCCCACUACUGAGCAGUAAUUUUCAGUAAGCUGAGCAGCACAGGGCAGCGGGAGGUUUUCCUCCCCUCAUUAUGAUCUGUUCUCCCUGGGCUACUUCGCGGAUUGAAUAUUACAGCUCAGCAGUGGGGGCGGGGGGGAAGGGGCUGAGUAGAUGGCUCUGGAUCUGGGAAAAGACUGGCAAGCUAAAGGGGAGAUCCUGUGGGCCACACCUGGAUUAUGAAGUGAAGGUUCCCUACCUCAAAAUAAAUGUUUAAUUAACUAAAUUAGGGUUAAUCCUAUUGCUCCCACUUUACUUGAGAGUAAGCCUCAUUAAAUUUAAUAGGACUUCUUAGUAGACAUCGUUGGGAUUGCACUGUUAAAUGGGUUUUCUGUUCCUCAGUGAAAUUUCAUAUAACCAACUAUUACAAGCCCUGCAUUUGAAAAUGGUUGUUAUGUUUUAUAGGAUGGAGGAAUUGCUGGAUAUGUUCCCAGCAACAUUAUUAUGGGAAUUUUUCUGGUUCUAUGGCCUGCAGAAAACUGCUCCUAACUUCAUUGAAACCCACCUUCGUCUUUCCAAAUGGAAAUCUUUUCUUUCAAAGAACUCCAGAAAGCAGAAUAGAAAAGAUUGCAAGUACCUAUGGAGUGAGGUAUGAUAUCCUUUCUACUGCUCAUUUUGACUUUGAAUUCUUCCACCUUCCUUCACAAAACGUGCUUGAGACGCUUGUAUUUAUUUGUGUUUCUCUACCUUAUCCCAUAAGAAUAUAAGAAUCUCCUUGACUUAAAGUGCGCUCCUGGUUCUUCCUUUGCAGCUGUGGCUUCAGUUAUUUUAGAAUUCAAGCAAAGGAAGUGUUGAGAGCGCACUUUAAGUCGUAUGACACCAGACACAGGAUGAGUAAAGCCACAUUGUUAAAAACAAUGCCAAUUCACUGCUAAUACAAACUGAGGGAGUUUUCUCCCAGUAAUCUCAUUCUGGUGAAUGGCAUUUGAAUGUGUUUCUUUGUAACCCGUUGCAUAUGUUGCUGGCAGGCCCUUUUCAUUAUCCACUGCUCUAAUGGUAUUCUUUGGAGGUGGCAGAGGAAGAAAUGAUGGUCAAAAGGAGCAGCUCACUCUGAAGGAUGUGACAGAACUAAUUCAGAAGAAAGAAUGCAAGAGAGUCGUGGUGAUGACUGGAGCAGGGCUCAGCACUCCUAGUGGUAUCCCCGAUUUCAGGUAACACUCAGACUGCUUGCUCUCUUGACUGUACAGAUGUUUUCCCUACUCUGUAAAGUCCCCACCUUGUGGAAACUCUUCAGCAGCCACCACACUGCCCAGUCAUAGAUGGAGCAGCUUCAAGAAUAGGGCACAGGCAGUAAGAGUGAACCAGGCUCUUUUUUUGGAAUUGAAUGAAGAGGCUGGUACUGUUGGUGUAACUUUUUUCCCUAUCCCAACAUUGCACCAAACAAGGUCUGUUAACGGUAUAGUCCCUUAAUGCCAAAUAAGUCAUAUCUGGUUUUAUGCUACAUGGAGGAUGCCACAAUAGGUCCUUUAACUAUUUAAUUUGAUUUUCUUGCAUCCAAAAUUUCCCCUUUUAUGGAUUGCAACCUAUGUUCAAAAACAAAUAGCAACAGAAUCCAGAGCAAAUACACCAGGUGCUGUGCAUGAAGUGACAGACAUGCAUUUGUGAACAGAAUGCUAUUUUACCAGUCACGCACCUCCCCCCCUUCAUGUGGAUUGUCAGCUGCCUUUAUUUAAUUUUUGAAAGCAUUUUGUGAACGCUUAUGCCUAUAACCAUUCAGCCAUUGCCUUAUUUUUUUAAAAAAGAAACUUUUAACAGAUUUCUUUUUAAAAAAUAAGGCAGGAAGGUGAAAAACUGCUAUUGGGGAUUAGAGAGGGAUGUUUUAGGUGGCUUUAUGCAGUGCUAGCCAGUGUCCUGCACAAUCAUCUUCUGCUUUGAACUUUCAGCACAUUUCUGAAAGGAAGGCAUGUUUAAUCUGAGUAUUUAUGUAAAGAUCUUUGGUCUCAGGGAAGUGUCACAUUUUGCUGUAGUUCUCAUUUGCUUGUUUGAUCCUGCUAUGCUGAUAAAGAGUGAAACAAUAUGCUACUAUAUCAGAUCAAAACACCUUUAUCCUGUUUGAAGUUCUCUUACCAGGCAUGCUAUCAGCUACCUUCCUUCUCAUUUUCUGGUAUCAUUGUCACGGUGUCUCCUCCCAUCUUAAAAGCACCAUUGCUUCUUGAGAGAGUCCUCCACUGCUGAAUUCUCCUUCCUGUUCACCAUAAGCUGUUCACAUAUCAACUGAUAGGCCACUUUGGUGGUAUGUCUUCUUGACAAACUUGUGAUAUUCCUCAACUGUGUUUUCUCAUAUGUGAAUUUACUUCUAAUAGGGGUAUACCAGCACAUGAAAAACCUUUGCAAUGGCUUGGUUUCCUGGCAUGUUCUGUAGUUUUCUUCCCCUCUUGUCUCCACAGGUCCCCUGGGAGUGGCCUCUACAGUAAUCUCCAGCAGUAUAAUAUUCCUUAUCCAGAAGCCAUAUUUGAGCUUAAUUACUUUUUCCACAAUCCUAAGCCUUUCUUUACAUUGGCCAAGGAGUUAUACCCUGGCAAUUACAGGCCCAACUAUGCUCAUUACUUUCUCCGACUUCUACUUGACAAAGGGCUCCUUCUGCGUCUGUACACACAGAACAUUGAUGGGCUGGAGAGAGGUACGUCUCCCCAUCCCCUCAAUUUGGAUCUAAGAAAUAAAAAUCUAGGCUAAUGUUAGAGAUACUGCAGCAAACCUUUGGAUGGCAGGGAGAGUAUUCUCCACUUCCUUUGCGUUGAUGGAACGUUUGGGCCGAAUUGACCUUAACUCUGAGUUUUGUGUUCUAGUUGCUGGGAUUCCUCCAGAUAAGCUAGUUGAGGCUCAUGGUACAUUUGCUUCUGCUACAUGCACUGUCUGUCGAAGGUCAUACCCUGGUGAAGACUUCAGGGUAAGUGACAGCACAGCAGAUACACCACUCCAGGAAUAUCAAGCAUACUCCAGAGGGUGCUGGUUAUGUUUGGCUUAGGCACCAAGAAUCCUGUUUUGCAGGGUUCACAGGUUUGCUUUUACUUUCAUUAAUGCUUGGGAUGUUCAAUCAAUAGUACCAAUGGAAAGUGUCCCUUGUAAUUUCAAGUGAUGUAAUGUGUGGCUUAUACUGCCUGAUUGUGGACUCAUAUCCUGCUUUCUGUGUUAUCAUAGGAGGAUGUGAUGGCUGACAAGAUCCCCAAGUGCCCUGUGUGUACUGGAAUGAUCAAACCUGACAUUGUUUUUUUUGGAGAGGAGCUCCCUCAUCGGUUCUUCUUGCACGUGACAGAUUUUCCAAUGGCAGACCUGCUCUUUGUCAUCGGAACCUCCCUUGAGGUCUGCGCUAUCAUGAACAUGGGAAGAGAAUGAAAGCUGGGGUAUUGAGACAGAGUGGUUCGGGGACUCUGGAAAGCAAUGCGGAUCCAAAGGGAAAGCGAGGGUGGCAAUUCAGGGAUCAACAAAGUCGAGUGCAUCUUGGGAAAUGUGUAAGAAGGAUUUAUAAAUAGCUCGGGAAGCAUAGAUUGCCAAAAUUGAAGAAAUGAUUUUGUGUAUCUAGUGAUGUAGGGAGAGGCAGAAUCAGUGUUGUUGUCUCUCAGUGGCAGGGCAGAAGUAAAUGUGCCUUAAGCAUAGACAUAUGACAGGACAGUCUUAACUAAAUAUUGUUGUGUACAAAGUCAGGAAUAUUGGAAAUGCAAGCAGUUUUUCCUCUGUGACAUUAUCCCAGCACACACAAUAGAAAUCUUAACAUGCGCAUUGCCCCAUCAGCAACUGUGUUAGCAGGGGAAAGGGAGAGCAAUAUGGACUCAAUCACAUGUAGUGUAGGGAUCAAUGAUGAAUCAGUACAUAUCAUUUCCUAAAUAAGAAGCAUGUAGAUUUCCUUAGCUGCUGUUCAAAUGCUCUGCAUUAAUUGAGGGUGAAUAGCUGGUACAGUGUAUGGCCAAGGGCAGGGGUCAGCAAAGUCUUUCAGCAGGGGGCCAGUCCACUGUCCCUCAGACCUUGUGGGGGGGCUGGACUGUGUGUUUUUUUUGGGGGGAGAAAUGAACAAAUUCCUAUGCCUCACAAAUAACCCAGAGAUGCAUUUUAAAUAAAAGCACACAUUCUACUCAUGUAAAAACACCAGGCAGGUCCCACAAAUAACCCAGAGAUGCAUUUUAAAUAAAAGUGCACAUUCUACUCAUGUAAAAACAUGCUGAUUCCCGGACCGCCUGCGGGCCGGAUUUAGAAGGCAAUUGUGCCGAAUCCGGCCCCCGGGUCUUAGUUUGCCUACCCAUGGCCAAGGGUAUGCACCCUGAAAUAGGAAGGCUUUGGUUCAAAUAUUAGAUUAGAUACAAACUCACUGGAUGGCCGUGAGCAAGUCGUUUUCUUACAAGCCUCAGCUAUACUCUUUCACUUAGGAAUAAUAUUGCUAACCUACCUACCUGACUUGUUGAAAGGAUAACCUGAAAUAAAGUUUGAAUUGCUUCAAGUGGGCAUUUAGCAGAACCACUGUACAAUAGGUAACAUAUUUCCUUUUUGUUAGCAGGUUCUCAUUUACACUACCAUAUCGCCCUCUUCAUUAACCAGUAUUUGGGUGCAUUAUUACAGUUGUUCGAUAGAUUAAUAGAUCUCAAGGUGUUAUGAAUUUCUUUUGAGCUGUGACUUUCACUUUGGAGCAGAAUAUGCAGCCUUUUCCUUUUGGUGUUUGGAUUUUAGGUGGAGCCAUUUGCCAGUCUAGUUUAUGCAAUUCGUAGCUCUGUUCCACGUGUGCUGAUCAAUCGGGAAUUGGUGGGACCAUUCGCUCAUCAGCCACAGCACAGUGAUGUGGCUGAACUGGGAGACGUCAUCAUUGGAGUGGAAAAAGUAGUGGAACUGUUGGGCUGGAAGGAGGAGUUGCAAGAAUUAAUGAAGAAGGAAAAAGAAAAGGUAUGAAAGUUCGAGUUGAAAAGGUUUUAUUUUCUCUCCCCAUUUCACUUGCAGAAUCUCUCACGAGUACAAACAUUGCAGUAGUUCUGAAAAGAGCAGUUCAUCCCGUCUUGACAUAAUAUGACCUGUACAAGAUGGGUAUCUGGCAUGCCAGUAGUACAAGUGAAAAGGUUCUAGAGGUCUUGGUAGACCACAAGUUUAACAUGAACCAACAGUGUGAUACAGCAGCAAAAAAGCUAAUGCUAUUCUAGGCUGCAUUAACAGAAGUACGAUGUCCAGAUCAAGGGAAAUAAUGAUAUUGCUCUAUUCUGUCUUGGUCAGACCACACUUGGGCACUGUGUCCAGUUCUGGGUGCCACAAUUUAAAAAGGAUAUUGAUAAGCUGGAACAUGUGCAGAGGAGGUUGACCAAGAUGAUCAAGGGUCUGGAGACCAAACCUCAUGAGGAAUGGUUGAGGGAGUUUUUUUCUCCUGCUCUGGAGGGUAGGACCCAAACAAAAGGUUUCAAGUUACAUGAAAGGAGAUUCUUAGUAAACAUCAGGAAGACCUUUUUAACUGCAAGAGCUGUUUGACAGUGGAAGGGGCUUCCUCGGAAGGUGGUGGACUCUCCUUCAUUGGAGGUUUUUAAGCAGAGGUUGGAUGGCCGUAUGUCAUGAAUUUCAGGGGAUUGUACAAUUUGAUUAUUAUUAAUUUUGUAUACCACCCUUCAUCCGAAGAUCUUGGGGAGGUAAACAGCAUAAAAAUACAAAAUAAGAACAAAUCAAAUGAAGACCCCCUCCCAAAACAAUGGACUAGAUGAGUCCCUUCCAACUCUACAGUUCUGUGAUUCUGUGAUGUUAGAAUUAAUGGCAUUUUCCUAUGUACUUGUUGUAUUCUUAAAACUCAACAGUGAUAUGCUUUCAUUUAACUGUAAACGAAUCAUUUCCUUCUCUGUGUUGUUGCUUUUUCACGUUAGUCAGUAUCAGCUGUUGAAUGGAUGGACUUUGGAACAAGCAAGCUUCAUAGACAAAUAAUGUUCUUUCUAUUUUUAGCUGGAUGCAAAAGACAAAUAGGAAAUCUGACCCCUGCUGUUGGAAAUGUUUACCUCCUAAAGGACUGUUCAUUGCAGCCAAAGGUUACAGCAAUAAGAGCAGAGAACUGGAGGAAAAUAUGCUCUCCACUGUGCUAGCACCCAGUAGGUUAGAAGAACUAAAAAUCAUUCAGAGAGUCUAGUUGCACAUGGAUGUCCUCUGAAGGAUCUUGGGAGAUGAUGAUCAAAUGGCAGGUUGUGAAUUUGCUUUUGCGUAAGAGGCUCUAGAUACCAGAGUGGAAGAUGAAGAUGUACGUUAUAGCUGCUACUUCCCAUUAAACUUCACCUCUUAAGCUGUUUCUCCAAACAAACUCUUCAAAUGUUUUCUAAACCAUCAUAGAUCUUGUGGUGUUGCACUAGUAGCCUUAGCUGCAAUAGCAUUCAUCACAGUUACGCUGAAUCUGACAUUGUACCAACUUGUGAAAGAAUUUGGAUUAGGCCAACUUUAGUAACUAAGCUUAGAAGUUUGACUGUUCAGUCAGUGUGUCUUCUGUAGCUUCUGUGAAGAUCAGUCUGAAAGCUGAUAUUCUAAAAAUAAUUUGAUGUAUUACUAUGCAGUGUAUCAUUUAUGUAACAUGAAAAGAUAAGGUGUGUGUAAUUACAAUUCUAGCAAGAAAUGACAACAAUGAAAAGUGUAGUGAAGCUGCUGUUUGAACUUGAAUAAACACUUAUUGAGUGGCAAUAAUUAGUCAAAAUAAAAGCAUGUUUCAGCAGUCUCUCAAUAUUCUGUCUGCAGAUUUCUCAGUAUUUAAAUUCCAAACUUGUAUUUUCUGUCCUUGAAUUCAUUUAAUGGGGAAAAAAGUAUUGUGGGCAUCAUUCACAUAAUUGUCUGACAUUUUUCUGGGUGCUAUUCAGCAUCUUUGAAUGACAGGAUUUUAUCUGUUUAAAAGAGAUGCUGGGCUUCUGGGUUUCUUCUUUCAUUAUGUAAUUGUUGACAAAGAGAUGAAAGGAAGCGCUGGGUGGUUAGAACAGUGUUUUUUGUAGUGUUACCCUGAAUUAACAUUGAAAUUGUGGAACCUAUUAAAUCUAGUACUGCUACUUUAUGAACUUCAAAUCACCAUUUGAAGAUGCAAACACCACUUUGUAUAUGUCAAGUGUGUGUAGCUUAAUAUUAACUUUGUGGUUGUGCCAUCCAAUAAGCAUGUAAGCCAAGGGUUACCCUCCGCUUUUAGGAAUUGUGACUAGUUUGCUCCCCCAAUUUGAAGAACUCUACUUAUUUCUCUCCAAUUACAAUCAACCUCAGAGGCUGGAUCCCCCGCCCCCAAGCUCUAUUUUCGGCAAGGCCAUUUUUGCAAAGAGCUUCUGAUAAUUUGAAUGUGCUAACAGAUUUGUUUAUAUGAAUGUGUGAUUCAAAUAUUGGAUUGGAAAGCUCUUGAAUUUAGGAUAAGCCAUUCAAAUGAGACAUUUGACUCACCAGCCCUGCUGGGGUGUGUGUGUGUGUGUGUGUGUGUGUGUGUGUGUGUGUGUUUGCUAUAUACUGUCACCUCUUACUUGCCUUUUCACCAAACUAAAAACGCUGCAACAUUUCCUUACAUGUGAGUACCUCCAUCAUAUUGGUUGCCUUUUUCUAAACCUUUUCCAACUCUACAAUAUUGUUUUUGAGGUGAGGCAACCAGAACAGUAUAGUACACAGUAUUUCAAAUGUUGUUGCACCCAAGAUUUGUAUAACAGCAGUUUUAUUUUCAGCUCCUUUCCUAAUGC